Messenger RNA from Desarmillaria tabescens, 3672 nucleotides. RefSeq lists its product as uncharacterized. Gene Ontology annotation, molecular function: protein binding. NCBI's taxonomy places the organism in Eukaryota, Fungi, Basidiomycota, Agaricomycetes, Agaricales, Physalacriaceae. The coding region runs from base 9 to 3446 and encodes 1145 amino acids. The record is from RefSeq and is a predicted model, not a curated record. The transcript has 8 exons.
CUGCUGUAAUGUCAACCCCCAAGGACAAGUACUACUGGACCCAGCUCAGGGCGGCAUUGACAAGCGGCCAGUGGUCGUCGUCGUAUCCAUCGAAAGCUCCAAACGGAACUUCAUUGUCCUGGUCCGAAUUAUUUCGAAAAUUUAACAAGCAUUGCAAGGGAUACGAAGAUGUCACUGAAGUAGCAUCACAAACACAUGCUCUGGCUCUCCUGCUUGUGGCGAGCUCCAAGGACGAUGACCAGGACGACGCACCACGAACUGGAGAUUAUGCUUUGGAGCUGGGAGACGAGUCUGUUCUUCCAGAGGAACAGAAAGGGGAGGCACAGGCAGGAUACAACAUACUGAAGAAACUCGAGUCGUCAAAUUUCGACACAUUGAAUUUUGCGCUGGCGUACUACGCGUAUGCACUUGGGAAUCCUACUGAGUGUCUGUCGCACCUAAACAAGGUACCCGACGUCGUCCACAUCCAAAAUCAUAUUCCUCUUCCCGAGACUCUGCACGCAAGUUCUUCAACACUACGCGUACCAAAAACUAUCACAGCGAUCGUCGAAUCUUCAAUAUCCUCAGCUGGGGCGAGUAUCAUCACCGACGCUUCGGUUUCGAUUCCCGAAAUCAAGGACGGCCGCGCAUGGGCACUGACAGAAACUUUGCGAAGUCUCUGUCUCCAAGGAAUGUCGUAUGAAAAACUAUUUCCUGAAAACUCAAAACGUGCUUUAGCAUCCUAUUCCGCAGCCAUCCCUCUCCUGAACAUCGUGGAAUCGGAAAUUACAUCCGCGGUAGCUCCUACCUCCACCGGCAAACUCGAUUUCACUUCGUUCACGCGCUUUCGAGAGCUAUGGCGCUGGGUUGAACGUCUUAUUUGGAGAGCCGUCAUCCUGUCUUCGUGGACGUCCAAUGUUCGCGAUAAAGGCGCGUCAUUGUGGACAUGGUUGAACCAUUACUCGUCUUGUAGUGCUUCCUGGCCCUCAAAUUUCCGUACCGCCCAUCGCUCCGCCAUUUCGGUCCUUUAUCUCCGCGCGCUGAUAAUUCGCUACGGCCAUGACCCUAGUAUCACCCCUCGUGCCAAGCAACCAGUAUGGUUGCCUACCGCUCGAUCUCUAGUACAGGAAUACCGGGCUAUCCUGAGUGUAUCAACCAAAUUUCCCAGGGCCGGGGAACGAAAUACCAAAGUGGAAGAAUUCGUAGAUCUAUGUGUCGGGAUCUGGGAGGCUAGCGGUGCUGUGGGAGAGUCUACUAGUUGGGUACUAGAUGUCCUUUGGUGGGCGACCCGUAUGACAUUUAACUCCUUCAGGAUAUUGCGGCAUAUGAUGCGGGUCCUGCGUGUUUCUGGCGACAUAAAUCUUGCGAAGCGUACUCUUCGCUUGUACGUUCAAGUUGUAGGAAAAGCAUGGCAAACUAGUGAUGCCGGAGUAGGUGCCGACACGGACACGGAUCAGAACUGGGUGGAAACCCUGGUCUAUGGGAUACGGAUGUUAUGCAAUUUAGCUUCAAUGGCCAAUGGAAUCGAGGGGAUUGAGGACGUACGAGAAGCAGAAACGUUGGUAGAGAAAGCAAAAACCCGUUUGGACGAAAAUAACCAGGCACUCGUUGCGAGCCUCCUUCUGGCAGAGGGCGUAUGUCAGUCUGUGAUGGCCCUUAAACAGCAAGACCCGCACAGUCGUUCGCAGCGGCUCGUAACAGCUCAUGCGCUCCUGAUCCGUUCUUCCCAAACUUUUCCCACAGCAUCUGCUUAUUAUCACCUGGCGUUAUCCUUUGCGCGCUCCGGAGAGCUGCAAGAUUUACAGCAGGCCAUUGUUAACGCAGGAUUAGCUGUUGAAGGUGACCCUAGGGAAGUCCGAUAUUGGCAUCUGUUAGGACUUCUUUCUGCAGCGACUGAAGAAUGGGAACCGGCUCAGAUGGCCUUGGAAUCAGGGGCUGCUAUUGGCGAGGAAGAAGUCUCCGUUGUUAAUGGGCCCUGCCCACCUGAAGCUUCCCAGAUGGACCCAGACAAUGAGUUACUUGGUGUCCCCUCGCCUACCACAGUCAAUGGCAAUGGCCGGGUGAUUGAUGGUCUCCCUCACACCGACGAUGAUCGCCACCCUGCACUCAAUGGUACGAAGGAGGCUCCAGAAGUAAAGCCUGUAUACCUCCUCGGCAAGGACGACCAUGAUAUUCCCUCUGCUUCAAAUUUGCUCCAACCCGUCCAGGAUCAUCCUUCACCCUCGCGGCAAGAACUGUUCGAAGACUCCUUGCAGCUUCGAAUGACUCAGUUUGCGUUGACAGAAGUCGUCGAAGGUGCCGAGGGUGCUUCUCAGAUGCUUCCUGAAAUAUUCGUAUGGAUCGCCGACAGAAUGGGCCAUUCUGUGACUGAUACAGCGAGAAGCUCCCUGGAUGGCGGGAGAUCGACGAUGCAGCUCAAGUCUCCGUCAGAGUUAAUCCUUUCACCAACUGUGACUAACCCAGAAACGCUCGACCAAACUAGCGAAGAAAAGCGGCGACUCUCGAUACCGCAUUCUGGGUCUACAGAGCCGCCUGCACCACCCAUACCUAUUACCAUAUCUCCUGCAACUCCAGAUGGACAAUCUCAGGACCCAGAAUAUGUCCAGUCCAUGGCUUUGCACGAUGAGAAAGCUGCGAAACGGAGCGAGGAUCAUGAAAGGGACGCGUCCAAAUCCAAAAAAGUCCAGAAAAUGCUCAAAAACAGGGUCCAUAAGAGCGGUGCACGGAUAAGUAAUAUAUCGAAGAAAAUUGGUAGUGGAGUCGUGAGGAACGGAAGCCUGCUAAGAUCCAAUUCGGCACCAGAUUUUCAUGCCGUACUCCGUCAGACCGCAUAUCAAGCAUCAUCGAUACAUUCUCGAAGACGAUUGAGCUUGCUCAUCAGGUCAUCUGAUUCUGUUCCUAACGAGUCACCGCCACCACCGCCCACACCUGCGCUGCCUCAGCAAACAACAUCGAACAAACGGACCGCUCGUGAAAUGCGGCUUCUGAGCGACCUAUGGCUAAUGUCUGCGGCGACUUUCAGGCGUUUAGGCAAGAUCGAACAGGCCAGGGGUGCCAUCCAAGAAGCGGAGGUCAGAGACGAGAAUAACCCCGCUGUCUGGGUGCAGCUCGGUCUGUAUUACAUUGCUCUUGGUCAAUCGCAAGAUGCCAUCGACGCUUUCCAAAAAGCGCUGUUCAUCUCCCCGGACAAUGUCCCUGCUGCCGUCCACCUGUGCAGAUUGUAUCUCUCCGGGGAAGCACCGUCGUGCCCUACCAUGUCGGACUAUAUUGACCUUGCGGUCGGUAUGCUCUCUCGCCUGGCAAAAGGCCCCGGUUGGGAUGUACCCGAGGUGUGGUAUUUCCUGGGAAAGGCGUAUGGUGCACAGUCCCAGCGUGAGCGAGAGCGAGAGUGCCUCGGUCGGGCACUGACGUUGUCAGAGCGACGAGGAGUGCGGGAGAUAAGCGCUGCGCUAGGAUGGUGUUUGUGAUUAGUUGUUCUCCUUUCUGGGCUUUCUGGUGGAAAUCGUCGGAACAUAUACCCACUGCGACGCGCAGUAUUAUAAUUCGCUAUCUUCUUCCCCGUACUAUAAUGCAGUAUUUAAGUAGUAUUUGGGCAACCCCGGUAUCAACGAACAGGUGGUACUUGCAUUUUGGUCCACGAAAGCGUGUUGCGAGAAUUGGCAGCCAAACUCGUGCUUAGAUGCUCAAGCGCUC